AAAGAGAGCGCGAGUGUGGAGAGUGUCGUCAGUUAAAACCUACAGUCCCAGGAGAACAACAGCGCCAUUCAGUUACAUAAUUCAGGUCUAAGGGGAAGCGUGGACAUUGAUACAGAACUGAAUCGCGCAAUGGCUUUUUCUGCAAAGUGGCUUUUGCUUUAUUUACCACUAAUCUGUUUCUUCAAGUGGACAGUUAUUUCAGCUUUUAACCUUGACACGGAAAAUGUUUUCAGGAAAAACGGAGAGCCCGGCAGCUUGUUCGGCUUUUCACUCGCCAUGCACAGGCAACUAAAUCCCACCGAUCAAAGAAUAUUGCUUGUUGGAGCACCUAAAGCAAAGUCUUUAUCCAAUCAAAAGGCCAACAUAACUGGUGGUUUGUACAGCUGUCAACUUAACAUACAACAAGAUGAUUGUAAGCGCGUCAUGUUUGACAAUGACAUUAACCCGUCAGAAGAGAACAAGGAAAACCAGUGGAUGGGUGUGACAGUACAAAGUCAGGGACCAGGUGGAAAGAUUGUGACCUGUGCACAUCGGUACGAGAAGCGACAGUUUGUAAAUACACCACAGGAAUCCAGAGACAUCAUUGGCCGCUGCUAUGUUCUGAGUGAAGACCUGACCAUUCAGGAUGAGAUGGACGGGGGUGGCUGGAAGUUCUGUGACGGUCGAUUGCGGGGGCAUGAGAGGUUUGGCUCUUGUCAGCAGGGUCUAUCAGCAACUUUCACAAAGGACUAUCAUUAUAUUAUUUUUGGAGCACCAGGCACCUACAACUGGAAAGGGGUUGUGCGAGUAGAGCAAAGGAACAAUACUCUUGUGGAUUUAGGAAUCUUGGAAGAUGGUCCCUAUGAAGUUGGGGAUGAGACCCGUUUUGAUGAAAACCUAGUGCCUGUGCCAGCUAACAGUUACCUAGGAUUUUCAUUGGACUCUGGGACAGGCAUCACUAAUAAAGAAAAUAUAACGUUUGUGUCUGGCGCACCAAGAGCCAAUCACAGUGGCGCAGUGGUGUUUCUGAAGAAAGACGGGCAGUUCUCCAGAAGUCUUAGUCCAGAGUACAUUCUUGAAGGAGAGGGACUUGCUUCUUCUUUUGGAUAUGAUGUGGCUGUAGUUGACCUCAACAGUGAUGGAUGGAAAGAUAUUGUUGUCGGAGCGCCUCAGUUUUUUGUCCGCGAUGGAGAGAUCGGUGGAGCAGUUUAUGUCUACAUCAAUAACGCUGGGAAAUGGGAUGAUGUCAAACCGACCCGUCUGAAUGGUACCAGAGACUCAAUGUUUGGACUAGCUGUUGAAAACAUUGGGGACAUUAAUCAGGAUGGAUUUGAAGAUAUUGCAGUUGGCGCACCUUAUGAUGGUGGUUCAGGAAAGGUGUUCAUUUACCACGGAUCCAAAAGUGGAGUUAACACCAAAGCCGCACAGAUUCUUGAUGGCCAGGACUUUGGUAUUAAGUUUUUUGGAUACUCGUUGGCUGGGAAUAUGGAUCUUGAUGGGAAUUUAUAUCCUGAUAUUGCUGUUGGAUCACUCUCGGAUGCCCUGUUUGUUUUCAGGGCAAAGCCAGUUAUAAGCAUCAAGAAAACAAUUGAAACAUCUCCUGCCAGAAUCGACCUUGAAACAAAAAACUGCCUGAAUGGCAAAAGUAUUUGUAUGUCUGCUGAAGCAUGCUUUAAGUACACUGCCAACCCCAGUGACUACAACCCUCGACUAACUAUUGCAUACACAUUUGAAGCUGAAUCUGAGAGGAAAAAAAUUAACCUGCCAUCAAGAGUAACGUUUUUAAAUAACAUGCCAGGAGACCCAGACUAUCAGCAUACAGGAUCUCUGGAGCUGAGGGGACAAAAUAAGGAAAAAUGUGUCAAAGCUGAACUUAAGCUGCAGGAUAACAUCAAAGACAAACUGCGUGCUAUUCCCAUAACAGUUGCUGUUGAAAUCAAACAGGCAAGACGCAAGAAAAGACAAGCUGGCAAACUCUUACCUCUUGUCCCAGUCCUAAACUCUAAUGAUCCCAGCACUGCACGAUCAGAGGUAAACUUUCUGAAAGAAGGUUGUGGCUCAGAUAAUAUCUGUCAGAGCAAAUUGAAGCUAGAAUACAAGUUCUGUUCCAGAGAUGACAAUGACAACUUUACACCACUAAAUGUGGAGGAUGGUUUGCCAGUGAUAGCUCUGAGUCAACAGAAAGACAUUGCCCUUGAAAUAACUGUGACCAAUGUGGCUGGGGAUGAUGCACACGAAGCCAAACUCAUAGCGACGUUCCCCGACACCCUAUCCUACUCUGCUUUCCGCCAUAGUUCAGACAAGCAGCUCAUAUGUAGUGCCAAUCAGAAUGGGUCUCAGGCUGACUGCGAACUGGGAAACCCCUUCAAGAGAGAUUCUAAAGUUACUUUCUACGUGAUCUUAAGUACAACUCAUGUUAAUCUUGAUACUACAGAUAUUGAAAUCAACCUGAAGCUUGACACGACAAGUGAACAGAAGGAUUUGGCUCCAGUCACAGCAAAGGCUCGGGUCGUUAUUGAACUUCUUCUCUCUGUGUCGGGUGUGGCUAAGCCUUCCCAGGUCUACUUUGGAGGUUCUGUGAAAGGAGAGGCUGCCAUGAAGAUGGAAGAUGAAGUUGGAAGUUUAGUUGAAUAUGAAUUCAGAAUUAUUAACUUGGGAAAACCACUGAAAUCGUUGGAUGGUGCCUAUCUAGACAUUCAGUGGCCAAAGGAAAUCAGCAAUGGCAAAUGGUUACUGUAUUUGAUGAAGAUCGAGACCAAGCAUCUGGAUAUUGUAACCUGCACCCCUACAAAGGAAAUAAACCCAAGAAGACUGCUGGAUUCUCUCAGUUCCUCAAGGAAAAAGCGUGACACUGGAGGACAGCAGACAGAAGAAAAACUGUCCCUCUUAUCAGACAAAAGAAAAUACCUCACCCUGGAUUGUGGGAAGAAUGUUAACUGUGUGAACAUCAGGUGCCCCCUAAAGGGAUUAGACAGCAAUGCAGAAGUGGUCUUGCGAUCAAGACUGUGGAACAGCACAUUCCUGGAGGAAUAUUCAAAACUGAACUACCUUGAUAUUAUUGUUAAAGCAAGUAUCAACAUUAUUGCCACUAAUGUGGUCCUUAGAAAUGCUAACACUCAGGUUCGAGUGACAGUAUUUCCAGAGAAAACUGUGGCACAGUACACUGGAGUUCCCUGGUGGAUCAUACUUGUUGCGAUUCUUGCUGGGAUCCUGAUGUUGGCACUGCUGGUGUUUUUAUUGUGGAAGUGUGGUUUCUUCAAGAGAGCUAAAAAAGACCAUUAUGAUGCUGCUUACCACAAGGCUGAGAUCCAUGUCCAGCCAUCUGACAAAGAAAGACUUACUACUGAUGCAUAGUGCUCAUCUUCUAUAUACACUUAUUUGUGUGGAUUUUUCAAACGGUCCAAAUAUGCCGACAGUGUUCCAAGUUACAAUGCUGUGCGAAUUCGAAAAGAGGAGCGCCAAUUUAAAGAUGGAAAAUCAAAAGAUAAAUAUGAGAAAAAGCAAUGGAAGACAACGUGGAAUGAAAACGAAAGCUACUCUUGAAGCAACGUCCUAUUGUUGGUUUUAAUAGUGCUGUGGGAAAU
Molecule: messenger RNA, 3563 nt
Organism: Acipenser ruthenus (sterlet)
Lineage: Eukaryota; Metazoa; Chordata; Actinopteri; Acipenseriformes; Acipenseridae
Product: integrin alpha-6-like
Exons: 26
Coding region: 130-3333 (1067 amino acids)
Biological process (GO): cell adhesion mediated by integrin; cell-cell adhesion; integrin-mediated signaling pathway
Cellular component (GO): external side of plasma membrane; integrin complex
Molecular function (GO): integrin binding
Source: RefSeq, a predicted model, not a curated record